This is a messenger RNA of Coregonus clupeaformis (lake whitefish), 8042 nucleotides long. It is a transcript of the gene ccdc162, whose product is annotated as coiled-coil domain-containing protein 162. Lineage: Eukaryota; Metazoa; Chordata; Actinopteri; Salmoniformes; Salmonidae. The record is from RefSeq and is a predicted model, not a curated record. Bases 93 to 5318 code for a protein of 1741 amino acids. The transcript has 34 exons.
CCAAUGGAUGUGGAGGACAGGAUAAAAGCAACACAAAGAGCAGAACCCCUUCAGUUGAGAAAAUAAAUGAAAGCUAUAGCUACCUGAGCAGCAUGCAGCUGUUGGGGUUGGAUGAGGGCCAGGAGGGGGAGGAGAGUACCUCAGACCCCGUCACAGCCAGGGGAGCCUACCUGUCACUCCUCUACCUUCGACACCUCAAGAUCAGGGAACUGCAGCGCAUCUCCCUAGGCAUUCUAAACUACCUGAGGUCUAUAGAGAGAACCCUGACCUUUGACACAGCUGGGAUGCAUGUGGAGGGAGGAGGAGCAUGUGGAGGAGGAGGAGCAGGAGGACCAAGAGGAGGAGGAGCAGGAGAAGGAGGAAGAGCAGGAGGAGGAGGUGGAAGGAAAGCAGGAGGGGAAGCAGGAGGAGGAGGUUUGGUCAGCAGCACUGAGGAGUCAAGCUGGAUGAAUGCCAAGGGGUACAGUGGGACAGUAGGAGGUCUGGGCUCUCACCUCUACAGCCACAACACUCCGGUUGACUACAAGGUUCACUGUUCAGAGUUCAUGGAGUACCCAGAGGUGGAGAAUCUUCAUGAUUUCUACACCACUGAGGAGAGAUAUGUCCACACCCAGGACCAGAGAGGGCUCUACGUGGUGUACGACGUGGCUCUGAAGGACCUGGAGGAGCUGGAAGACACACUGACUCUUCUGGGCUCACACUACAUCCAAAGGAGUAGUAGUAGGGCCAAGGGUCAGUCUGAUGGCAGCAGGGUCAAGGGUCAGUCUGAGAGGUCACACAGCUCUGCUACAGCAGACCUCCACUCUUCCUGGAGUCAGACAGAUGUGGAUAGAGUUGCAGUUCUCCUAGACCUGUGGACGUGUGAAGUUGCUUUUUUGGAGAGUAAAGUGCAGCUGUUGAACUGCUACAUUGACGCCUACCAGCAUGUGACAGGACCAGAGGAGAGGUUCUCCUUGGCUCAGGUCAUCACAGACAUCAUGCACAGAAGGCCUCGGCUACACCUGGACAUGGGAGCAGAGUACUUUGUUCAGGCCUACCGGGCAGAGAUGGUCUGUAUGCAGACACACCAGCAACUCGUCAGAACCGUGCUGGACAACCAGAUAGAUCGUCAGCGGGAGUACCUCCAUCGGGUGUGGAGAGGAGGUCAGGGACAGGGAGCUACUCCUUGUGACUAUGGUCUUCCUCCUAACUAUGCGGCCAAACAUCUGGUGUCCCUCGGUGGUGGCAGUCCUGCCCUGAUGAAUGUGUUCCUUUUGGAGGUGCACCACUCCCUAAGCCUGGCCUCUGAAAUGUACCAGGUCCUGACCAAGGCUCACACUGAGCUCUGCCAGCUCCACCGUGCCAGGGGGGUGACUGAGAGAGUCACCCUGGAACAGAGGCUCCUACAGCAGGCUCUGCAGCACUGGCACUCCCUGGAUCCUCCCGGGGCCUACUAUAGCUCUCAAAUUCAAAAGGAUUUGUUUUCAGAUGUGUUCAUGGAGGACCCAUCCCUGGUCCGAGCGGUGGGGGUUUCUCUGAUCAGGUCGGCUGAGGAGCAUGGCAUGAAGCAGGGAAAGGAGAAACAGUUCUUUGCUGUGGAAACUUUCUCCAAGCUGCUGGAGAUAGUCACCAUCCGCCAUCGCCUCAUGGAGUCAGCAGCAGAGACUGCACAUCUGGCACAGUUAUACAAAACACAAGCUCUGGAGCUGGGCUUUGAUGAUUUCCACCUGUAUGUGCGUCCGGUGCAGUUUGAGUUUGCUGUCCAGAGAGACACGGCAGAUCAUAGACCUCUGUUUGUUACGGCGCUACUGCAGGACGACAGCUUGAUGGACAGGUACACUCCAUCUAAGUUUCCACUGAGCAUCCAGGAGCUUGAUGAGAACCAGAUUGGAAAAUUCAGCUUCUACUCUGAAGAGGCAGUAGUGGAUCUCAUGAACAGGUCAGCCAUAGAAAACCUACAGGUGACACUAGCCUGUCAGGUGACUCAGAAGAACGCUCUGAUUGGUGCAGUGAAGCAGGCGUGUCUAUGUUAUUGGUCAGAGACUUUCACAGGCUCUCCAGAGGAGGAUCUUAGUUCUAGUGGCGACGCAAACUCCUUAGCUAAGCAGGGUCACAAAGUUCACAAAGAUACAAGUGAACCAAAGAGAACUGGUGCAGGAACCAAGGAGAGGCUGACUGAGGCGUUUGUCUCCAUCCAGCUGGAGAAAGUGGGUCCACGAGAUGAGAUGUUGAACUCUUUCAUAAAGAGGAGACAGAUCAUGGGUGUUGUGAUGAUGAACCCUGAUGAAGUAGCGAAAAUCAAGAGGGGGCUGAUUAUUGAGUUCUGUCGAAAAUUCAGUGUGCGUAUGUCCCAGUGUUUUGUGAGAGGGCAGAUUAUAGGCCUGUACCACAGCCUGACCACCUUAUUGGACGAGCUGCCAGACAUCCGCCAGUCCCACUUCCUGAUUGGCCAGGACCAUGAGUUGAAAAGCGAUAUGGACUCAGGACUAGGCGUUCGCCCUGACCCCAGGAAGUUCCAGCGUCGUCCCAGGCGCCUGCUGUCAGCUGACGGCAGAAUGUUCCUCAACCUGUGGUUCAUCCCCCACUACACAGAGGUUCUCCUCAUGUUCAGAACCCUGGAGGACUCGGCAUGUAGCCGGGCUCUUCACCAUAGUCUGGAGAUAGUGUCUGCCCUGCAUGACAUCAUCUAUUACCUGGUCAGUUUCGCUCGACUUGGGAACCCAGGAGUCUUCAGCUCCAGGAGAGGAGGGGGAGCAGGAGGAGGAGAGCUUACAGCUGACUGGGGCGGCACUGAAGGCAUCGGUGCGGAGCUGUGGGAGGUCCAGAGACAGGUCGACUCUCUGUGUGACCCUGGUAGCCCUGAGGCUGUGGGUCGGCUGCUGCAACUACGGAGACACGUGCUCUUCUUGCAGUAUGACACCGCUGUGAGGCACCUCAUCAGAGAGGCGUUUCUCUCCUCUGGUAACAUCGUAGCCUAUCAGAGCGUGAGUGACAACAUGGGACACGCCCUCCCUGCGCUGAGUGACAGCGUCAGAACCAAUCACAGUUCUCUACUGUCUUUACCAGAACCAAUGGAGCCUCACUGCCCCCGGGCUCAAAGGAUGUACCCAUGGAGAAGUUUUCUGGCGUGUCAUGGAUUGCACCCUGUAGACAUUUGGGGCAUCCCACCCAUUGAGUACUGCAUGCAGCUGUGUCUGAGUGGGCUGGGUGACCACAGCAGGAUGGAGGCCAAUGGAGCGAUCCUGGGCAUGUCUCUACUAAUGGAGGAUGUCCUGAACAGCGGAGGGAGGGGGGCAGCACCGCUACGUCUCCAUGACAACAAGGUGGAGGUCUCACGUGGAAAGCCUGAGGAAGAGGAUGGUAGCAGUAUGGAUGACAGUGUUGAUGACGAAGGUGAUGAAGAAGAGAAGGGGUUCUCCUCUGGUCCCCUCCAGGACCCUCUCCAGGUGCUGUCUGUGUUGAAGGGGUUCCUGCUUCUAACCAAACAGCUGGAGGUGUUUAAGGAGAGCUGGGGAAGGAGACAGCUAGGGGUGGAACAGAUCAAUACCAUGAAGAUCCACAGGCACUUCUCAAGACUCUACAGAGCAGACAUCGAGUACCCCAGUAUGAGAGCCCUGGCUCAACAGAUGGGUAAACAGAAGGACUUUGAGGCUCUGCUGUCUGACAACCAGCCUCUACUGCCUCCUGCAGGAGCCUCCGAAGUUCACAUCAAGACAUGCCAAUUGCUCAGGCUGCUGGAGAGUACAGAGUGUGAUAUGAUCCGAGCGGUACAGAGGAGGAUCACCAGAGAGCUGACCCUGGUGACUUCAGAGCGGGCACGCCAAGACACAGGCCUCCCCACAGAGUUGUGGAAGCAAGGCCCCAUGAAGCACAGUCUGUCCCCAGAGAGACCUCAGAUAGUGGAGAACUUCACCCAGCAGCUAAUGGAGUGUGCUGAGCAGACAGAGGAGGGACAGCUGACCUUCCCCACGGCCCACCUCCAGCGGUGUCUGUCCACUCUGGGCUGUUCUGUGAUGGAGAGAGAACGCAGUAGCUUCCUCCUCUACUCCCAGUUCUAUGAACAGAUCCUACAGCAGGAGAGCCAGCUGCUCUACCGCAGAGAACAGGAUGUGAAGAACCUUGAGGAGUCCCAGACCAUCAACCCUUACAGCGAGGUCAGUGGGCUCUGUCGUGGGAUGAUGUUGCAGACCACAGCCCUGCAUACCCGGAUCACCCAACUGGAGGAGGAACAGAGAGGUCUGGAGCAGCAGAUCAGCCUCAAAUACAGACAAUGCUAUGACUCCCUGGUCCGACAUCUUUUCUCCACCUGCAUUCAACUGAAGGCCAGGAUUGAUGAGUACCAUGUGCGAAUGGACCAGGAUGUUACUCAGCUGGUGAGCAAAGUGAGGAGAGAGGGAGUGGAUAACAUCAUCAAGCUGAAGAAGUUUGGCUCCACUAAAGGCAAUGAAGCUCUUCUUACGACACAGUCGGAGAAGCAGGAGCUCCACGACCUGAGCGUGGAGAACAGUCAGCUGACUGGCCUGCUGUCUAAGGUGAAGGCACUGGGCCACUGGAGACAGGUGGUUGGACAGGGCAAGCUGCACCGUAGAUUGCUCCACAGCCAGCAGAGGGAGAUGUCCUGUCAGAGGGAGGCCCUGAGAAUGAAGAUGAUGUCAGAGGAUGAAGUGAUCGUACUGAAGCAGGAACUGGAGGUCACUCAGAGGGCCAUGACACAGUGUCAGAUGGAUUACAACCGCACCAAGAGACUGCUCACCAAACAGAGCGCAGAGCUCCAUGAGGUGAGGCAUCGCUCUGUUCAGGAGGCCCAGAGCAGACAGGAGCUGGACAGCUACCGCCUGCAGAAACUGGAGCAGCUGAAAGAGGGUGUGGGGGACAGAGACAGACAGCUCCGAGAUCUCAGUAUUCAGCUGGACAGGAGCAGCAGAGAGAGACAGCUACUGAGACAACGCAGUGCCAAAGACAUCAGACAGGUGAAGGGCCAGCUUCAUCAGGAACGCAGCCUCAAACAGAAGGCUUUCCAGAGGGUGGACAAGCUGCAGAGCCAGGUGGAGGACGUUGAGACGGCUCUCUCCAGGUGUACCUCCACACCAGGGCGAAGCAAGACAUCCUGUUACACUUUCCUUCACAACAGAUCCAGCAUCAGAAAUCCAGAACACGCUGGCCCACAGCAGGACGAUAGCAAGAGGGAUUCUACCACCCAGCUGGAGAGACCCAAAACAGACCCAUCUCGCCUGCGUAUCCUCACCACUGAGGCCCUGCUUCCAAACCUCACUGAUGGAGGCCCAACCUCCUCCAGUCUCCUCACACACCUUCAGCAGCUGAGACUCAACCAUCAGUAGAAAUGAUGCUGUUCUUGUAGAAAAAUGUCAACCAUGUUGUAGCAAGUAAUGAAAACAAACGUUUAUUGGUAAUGAAAAUGAUCUAGAUGAUACACAGUAUGUGAAGGACCUUUAUACACUUGGGCCGCUAAAACAAGAAACAAAAACAUUGUAAAACAGUUGUAAGACACCUUGUUUAAAGCUAUAACUUGGUGUGAUCUCAUUGUUGCAGAUACUACCAUACAAAUGUAGUAAUACAAACCAAAUAUAAAGAGUUGUGACGGAACUACAUAGGCCCAGUGUAUCCAGGCUCAAUACACACACAACCUUUAGAAAGGUUAUUGUAGAGGAAACAUAACCUUACAUUUUAUGGAUAAAUUAGGUUUUUAAUAAUGACCGUUAAUCUCUUCACUCACAUGCAGGAAACAUUUUUUGAAAAUAAAUCUGACUCGAGCAGAAACAUGGCUAGUCUGGUCUCAGAUCUGUUUAUGCUGUUUUGCCAACUCCUACAGUCAUCGGUAUUUAACAACCAUCAGACUUGGCUAAAAAGCACAAACUUAUCUGGGACCAGGCUAUAAUGUGGGGAUGAUCAAUAGGUUAAAUCUGAGCAGUCUGUAAUAUUUGUGGCAUGUUCAUCACAUCAGAAACUACACCAGAUAAUAGAAAAACAAUUCUAUAAAAAAAAGGAUUGCAUGGAAGAAUACAAAAAAACAGAUGAAAGUUGAGAGUUCUGACAAUACAAAUAAAAGAUCAUAAAACACACUCAGUUAACUUCCAAAAUAUGCAUCAAACCUAACACACACAUGGAUUAUUUCACCAUAUCAAAAUGUUUCAAACUAUUCAUUCGGGGUGCUAAUCAUGUUUUCAAUAAUGCAAAGUUUGCACCGGUCUUUCCCCCCAAAAUGGAAUAAAACUGUAGAACAAACUGUACAGUGAUUCAGAGGAAGAGAACUUAAGGUAAAAUAAAGAAAUGGUUUGUCUUUUACUUUUUUAAAUUUUUAUAACAGAUGCAAACAGUGCCCUUAAGACCCAAGUCUGGCCCUCAAUUUCUACAACAGAAUCUUAGACCCAUGAAUUAAGGCUGGACUCCAAUCCGAUUACACUUUGUCCACAAUGUGCCAUUUAAUUGAGCCGACAUAUGCAGCGUUUACCAGGAAUACGAGCGCCAAACAUUGCCUUUAAAAGCCGCAUUGUCUACAACUUGUGAUCGGAUUGAAUCCCAGCCUUAAGUUCUACAGCACAAUCUUAGACCGAAUAAUUAAAUCUUGUUCUACACACUUCCAAAUCCAAACAGAUUUUCAACUAAUAUUCAAAUCAGAGAAAAUCAAGUCAAACGAUAGGUAGGUUAUUGAUAAUUAUAAGAUCUAUUGAGGACAUGGAAGUUAAUGUGUCAGUACCAACACUGCCAUAGAACAUCAAUAAUACUGAACGGUAUAUCAGUCCUAUGACUAACCACACUCUAUAACCACAACUUUAAAGUGACGACUGGUAGAUUAGUGUAUCUUUUACACAUGAGCCUGAUUCACACUAUAGAGCCGAACCAAAAACCAAGCAGAGCUGUACAGUAUGGUUUGUAAAGCAGGAAAUACAGUACAAGUAAUGGCCAGCACUUACUGAUUCAGCUUCACCUCUGCAUCCCAAAUGGCACCCUAUUCCCUUUAUAGUGCCCUAAAUGGGCCCUUGUCAAAAGUAGUGCACUAUAUAGGGGAAUAGAGUGUUAUUUUGGAGGCAGAAAUGUUUUACAAACCCUGAGACACAGCAGGCAACUUAUGAGCAGUGUCUACGUAGUGCCAAGAGGAAAAUAAAGAGAAACACUAAUAUGACAACUUAUAGACAGGACCAUGGUUGAUCAUUAGUUGACAUGAUCAGUUUCAACAUAUCAACCCUCAUCCCCAGAAGCUACGGUAUGCCCACGUUCCCUGACCUGCAGGAUUCACUGGACUUGAACAGAUCAAUAACUAGAAUUCACACAAAUGUUUUUCACAGAAGUACCAUUUUUCUCAAAUGAGGAAAGUAGAUAAAGACAACCAAAUCACCCUUCAUUUAACCAGCCAACAUUGUUGUCCGGUCUGAUACUGGUUGUGGAGUUAAAUAGCUACAUAGUAAAUGUUCCAUUCUGAUAAUGGCCUGUAGUGUGGACAUUUUAAGUUUGGUCUGAAUCUUAAAAUUCAGAUAAGGUAAAUUACAUUAUCCGCUAACUGAAACCAUGAUCACCCUAAGUAUGUAAAACCGUGCACGACAAUAAGAUAUUGUAAAUCGCUCUAGCCGGGUGUCAAUGAGAAAUCGCUUUAUUAAAGAUCUUCGUCAGAACCCUCUUAUGACCAGAAAUCAAGUGUUUAUCAUAAGUUAAGGCUCCACUUUCUUUCGUUGUCAAUGUGGCACAGUACUGACUUUGCUAGUUAUUCAUAUAAAAAUAAAGUAACAUUUGUUUUAUUUACACAUUGACAGAGUAUGUAAAAGUUAAAUAAUCGCUUCAGUACAUUGGUAACAAUAUGAAAUUACAAAGUUCCAUUGAAAACAAUUCAGCAUCUUUCUGUCAAGACUGGAAGAAAGCAGCAUUUUGUAUGUGCUUAUUAUAGAGCAGGGUUAGAGUCCAUUUCAAUUCAGUAAGAAGAACUUCCUGAAUUGAUUUAAAUGAAAAUAGUCCGAAAUAGCACCCUAAUUCCUACAUCUCAAUUUUAGUAAUUUAGCAGACGAUCUUAUCCAGAGCGACUUAUAGGAGCAAUUAGGGUUAAGUGCCUUGCU